Rhagoletis zephyria (snowberry fruit fly) is the source of this 2121-nucleotide messenger RNA. RefSeq lists its product as uncharacterized. NCBI's taxonomy places the organism in Eukaryota, Metazoa, Arthropoda, Insecta, Diptera, Tephritidae. The record is from RefSeq and is a predicted model, not a curated record.
UGGUCUACGUCUUGUCCAAAAAUUGGCUGCAAGUAUUUGCAAGUUACUGAUUUUUUUCCUUUUUUAGAUACUAUGGCAGAGUCUAAACGCACGCUUUUUUUAAUAUGGCACAGUGAACCAGUACCAACAAAAAAAUUUCUAAUGGUUGAAAAUCAUAUAUUUUCUAACGUCAUUGAUCGCUCAAAGUAUAGUGAAGAGCAAACUCGCAAAAUUCAAAAACAAUUAAGAAAUUUCAUAAGCAAACUUGUAGAAAAGUGGAAAGAAUGUCAUAGGGUUAUGUCAGUGUUCGAAGAGCGAAAUAAGAAAUGGUUGGAUGAAAAUAUAAUUUUUUCUAAGCCAACUGUUCAUCACCGUAUACAAAAACCUUUUUCAGAGUGUACAAUGAAAACUAAAAAAAAAAAAAUUGCAUCAGUUGUUAACGAAACACCUAACCAAGAGUUAAUGGUAGCGGCAAGCGUAAGUCUUUACAAAGCUGGAAAAAGAAAUGCUUCACAGGUUGUUUCAAAAUUGUUUGAAGAAAGUUCGACUGCUUCGAAAAUGCUUAAGUCUGUAAGCUCUGAACAAAAAACCCCAAUUCCGUAUACACCUGAGGAAGCUUUAUCUCUUUAUAUAGAUGGCGGAUACUCAAAAAGGUCGUACAAAAUAAUGCAAUAUGGUGCCAAAGAACGAAACUGCAAUAUUUAUCCAAGCUACGAUAUUUUACUUAAGGCUAAAACAGAGUGUUACCCCAGUGGCAUACACGUAACUGAACUUUCAGCGGAAGUUGCCCUGCAAAGUCUUGUAGACCAUACUGUUGCACGUAUAGUACAAGGAUUUUCCAAAUCUUUUGAAGGUGUUUUGACUGCAGCCAAUAUUAAUGACAGCAUAAAAGCAAUAUUUAAAUGGGGCUGUGACGGCAGCAGUGGUCACUCCACUUACCGUCAACGUUUUAGUGCUUCUGAUUGUGAAAUAACUGAUGAGUAUUUAUUUGCUGUAUGUAUUGUGCCUUUACAAAUUAAAAAAGGAGACGCUGUUCUAUGGCAAAAUAACAGGCCUUCUUCAACUCGGUUCUGCAGACCCAUUAAAAUAAUUUUUGAAAAAGAGUCAGCGGAGUUAGUUAAGGUUGAGAUAGAUAAUAUUAAAAGGCAAAUUGUAAGCAUUGUUCCGACAAAGUUGAGUUUUUUCGAAGUAGUACAUGAAUUCCAUUUAACAAUGAUUGAUGGGAAAGUUUUUAACACUUUAGCGGGCUCAUCAUCGCAGGCCUGUGGAAUUUGUGGAGCAACACCAAAAUUCAUGAAUAAUCUAAAUAAUGUUCAAUUGAGACAACCACAGGAGCACUUGUAUGAGUACGGAUUGUCAACACUCCAUGCUUGGAUACGGUGCUUUGAGUGUAUAAUUCAUAUCGCCUAUAGAAUACCCAUACAAAAUUGGCAAAUUCGUGGAGAACAUAAAGAAAUCGCUCAGCAAACCAAAAGAAAGAUUCAACUUGAGCUAAAAGAAAAAAUGGGUAUAUUGGUGGACAUUCCCACGAAAGGAUCAGGCAAUACAAACACUGGGAAUACUGCAAGAAUAUUUUUCCAGCAUCCAAUUUUAGCCUCUACAGUAACUGGCGUAAAAGUAGAACUUAUAAAAAGGCUUUUCGCAUAUAUGCUUGGAAUACAGCAGAAUUAUUUGUUUCCGAAUAUCCUUGGUUUUAUAUGCCUCCAUCUGUACAUAAAAUAUUAAUACACGGAGCAGAUAUUAUUGAAAAAGUUUCGCUACCAAUAGGAAUGAUGUCAGAAGAGGCACUUGAGGCAAGAAAUAAAGAUUUUCGCAGUUAUAGACGGAACCAUACGCGAAAAAACUCAAGGUUGAAUACAAUGGAAGACUUAAUACACACUCUUUUAGUUUCUUCAGAUCCUAUUAUUACAUCUAAGUCUAAAAGCACCUCCAAGUACUCCAAAAAUCACAUUGAAAUAGAUGAUGAGGUCAAAAACCUUCUUUUACAUAUAAAUGAUCUACCUGACGGCAGUAAUUCUGAGAGCUCCGACUCUGAAUAGUUUUUUUUUUCUAAUAAAACAUAAAAACAUAUAAAUAAAUAAUUAACACAUAUUUUUAGAAUAAAGUAAUGCAUUUUUUCAUUGUAUUUAAGAAGCUAUUAAG